Macrobrachium nipponense is the source of this 1617-nucleotide messenger RNA. RefSeq lists its product as uncharacterized. Lineage: Eukaryota; Metazoa; Arthropoda; Malacostraca; Decapoda; Palaemonidae. Bases 150 to 1238 code for a protein of 362 amino acids. The record is from RefSeq and is a predicted model, not a curated record. The transcript is spliced from 10 exons.
UCUUGUUGGAUUCUGCGCAGGCGCUGCCGUGAGCUUGAUUGUGUACGAUAUUUGAGAACAAGUGGGUUUUCACUACAUUGGCUUGACUAAGAACUACUAACUACUCGUAGCCGAAAGGGAAUUGGUGUCCUUCGGAGAUUUUCAUAGAUAUGUGGCGUUGGCUGUCCCUAAUGCUUACGGUGGAUUGGAUCCUGCCUUUGCUGUCGUCGGAACAAGUUCUGACACCUUCUCAAGUCCAGCGGGAUGGCAGACUUCUCAUGACCAUCACACCAGAGGCGUGCUACAGAGGCGAAUACGAAGGGAUCUGCCUUCCGUGGACGGGAUGCCAGCCCGUCGGAGGAAGAGUUGAUGGAAAGUGUUUCUGGGAUCUUGGAGAAUGCUGCAUUUUUAAUAAAUCCUGUGAGGGAGAAACCGAAGCAAGAGUAUCCUACUUCACAAGCUCGAGUCCUCAAGCCAACGCGCAAGGAUCCUGCAUUAUGAGAAUCAUACCUUCUGCAGGUGUUUGUCAGCUUCGCCUGUACCUGAAGGAGUUCAACCUACCGGAGCCCGAUGCUACGGGGGAUUGCGUCCAACAGUACCUGCACGUGGUCAGCGAUGCUACAAGCGAGAUCAUCUGCGGCGCCAACAGCGGGCAGCAUUUAUACGUCGAAAUCAACGAUUACACGAAGCCAGUCAAAUUAUUCGUGGUGACGGUCAAAGCUGGUCUGCAAAGUUCCUGGAAUAUCAAGAUUGACCAGUUACACUGCUCUUCUUCCAACUUGGCUCCCACUGGGUGUCUGCAGAAUCUGCGAGGAAUUACUGGAGAUGUUAAAAGCUUCAACUACAACCCAGUUGUACCUUCUUCGGCAACGAUUGAUGGUAAACCAGGAACGCGGCAACUGAGGAUGAGUUACAACAUCUGCGUUCGUCGAGAACCAGGCUACUGCGCCAUCAGGUGGACGGCAGCCCACGGCGCUACGCAUGCCUUCAGCAUUACGGGGAUAAAGCCUGCUAUUACUGACGGCAUUGCACUGAACAAUGACUGCAAGAACACCGAUUACUUGAUUUUACUGAGUGCCAACGUGACCGUGGGAGACCAAACAGAACCAGGAAACGUUAUUUGUGGUUUUAAAUUCCCCGAUCAAGUCGAAAGCAGAUCCUUCCAACUAGGAGUCGUCACCAACGACGAAGAGUCGGAAAAUGGCGAUUUCGACAACCGCGGAUUUCACCUGCGCUACGAACAGGUGAGGUGUCCUUGAUUCCACCACCACCCACUCGGGUCCCCCCCCACAAACCUCCCAAACCACCACCACAACCUGUGAUGCCGAGAUUGUCAGAGGUGACGUUCCCCGAAAAACGCAUUGAAAAUCAAGGAAAAUAUCAUUAUUGCGUCAUUGUUUCUUUUUUAGAGUGGUCUCUUGUUGCUGUUGUUUCACUUGUUGCUUUGCAACUGAAAUGCGUUUGUUUUCAAUAUAAGGGAGGGAGGAUGAUGUAACUUUUUACGGUUUUUAUACCGUUGUUGUUAUUGUUUGUACAUAUAAAUUAUACCGUUUUAGUGUCUUCACCUUACACAAUAUCGUCUUUUUUUAAUUUUUGAGAUAUUUUGUACCAGUUAUGAACAGGCUUUAUAUAUACGUA